AUGCGGUGGAGUCAUGGCACUAGUUGGCGGUCGCCUGCGAGCCUCCGAGCUCAAACCAGAAUUGCUGCUUUGGUGUUACAGAAAUUUAAACGGAAAUUCGCUACCAUUGCUUCUCAACAUGCCUACAAGGAUAUCAUAACAACGCUUCACAAGCCUGAUGGUGGAAACUAUGGGAAGUUCUACUCUUUACCAGCUUUAAACGAUCCAAGAAUCGAUAGGUUACCAUUUUCUGUUCGGAUACUACUGGAAUCAGCUAUUCGUAAUUGUGACAACUUUCACAUUACGAAGGAUAAUAUUGGGAAUAUAAUGGAUUGGGAGAAUACAUCUCGUAAGAAAGUUGAGAUUCCCUUCAAACCUGCCCGUGUUAUGCUACGGGAUUUCACUGGAUUGCCAGUUAUAGUUGAUCUUGCUGCUAUGAGGGAUGCCAUGAAGAGUCUUGGUCAUGAUCCUAACAAGAUUAAUCCACAGGUUCCUGUUGAUCUUGUGUUUGAUCACUCGGACCAAGUAUAUGGGGAAAAACCAGAAACUUGGCGAAAAGGUAUGCAACUAGAAUCUGACAAAAACUGGGAAAGGUUUAUGUUCCUUAAGUGGGCUUCAUCAGCCUUUUACAACAUGCUGAUCGCUUCUCCCGUGUCUAGUACUGUUCAUCAGGUAGACUUGGAGUAUCUCUGCAGUGUCGUUUGUAACUCAGAUGGAUAUUUGUACCCUGACAGUGUUGUUGGUGCAUAUUCCAACACAGCUUUAGGAGUUGCUGGGUGGGAAGUGGGAGGACUUGAGGCAGAAGCAGCAAUACUUGGUCAGCCAAUCAGCGUGGUGCUACCUAAUGUGGUUGGAUUUAAGUUGGUUGGGAAAAUGAGGGUUGGAGUUUCGCUUACUGAUUUGGUUCGAACCGUGACUCAAAUGCUAAGGAAUCAUGGUGUUUUUGGCAAUUUUGUUGAGUUUUACGGUGAGAAGGCAAUGAGUGAACUAUCAGUAGAUGGUAGAGCCAAAAUUGCAAUGUUAUCCCCAGAAUAUGAGGCAAUAAUGGGUUUCUUCCCUGUUGACCAUGUCGCACUGGAGUACCUGAAGUUGAAGGGAAGAAGCGAUGAAACUGUUGCAGCGAUCGAAUCAUACUUGCGCGCAAACAAGAUGUUUAUUGACUACAAUGAGCCGCAAGAAGAAAUAGCAUACACAUCUUGUUUACAGCUGAAUUUGGGAGAUGUUGAGCCAUGUGUUUAUGGUCCAAAACGGAUUCACGACCGAGUUCUUUUGAAAGACAUGAAGGCUGACUGGAAGGCAUGUCUUGACAAUCCUCCAGGGUUCAAGGGGUUUGCAAUCCCGAAAGAAGAACAAGAAAAAAAUGCCAAGUUUUCGUUCAUGGGACAACCAGCUGAGGUUAAACAUGGAAGUGUUGUUAUUGCGACCAUUACGAGUGGUAAUACCAAAACAAGUCCUAGUGACAUGGUUGAGGUUGCACUUGUUGCUAAAAAGGCUUAUAACAUUGGCUUGAAAGUUAAACCAUGGGUUAGGACAAGUUUUUCUCCUGGUUAUGGAUUUUUCAAGGAGUAUCUGCUUCAAAGUGGGCUGCAAGAGUACUUGGACAAACAAGGAUUCCAAUUUCUCCGCCAGGGCUUCACAACGUCCAUUUGGGGAACUGGUGAUCUUGAUGAGUCAACUGCAUCUGCUAUUUCAGAAAAUGAUAUUGUUGCGGCUGCUGUGCUCUCUAGUAGUAGAGACUUUGGAAGGCGUAUUCAUACGUAUGCAAAAGCAAACUAUCUUGCUUCGCCCCCAUUAGUUGUUGCAUACGCGCUUGCUGGAACGGUUAACAUCGAUUUUGAGACAGAACCAAUUGGAACUGGCAAAGAUGGAAAGAAUGUAUACUUAAGUGACAUAUGGCCAAGCAGUGAAGAAGUUAAUGAGGCUCUUCAGAACAGUGUGUUACAAAGCCUGUCCAAGAGCACUUACGAGACCAUAACAAAGAGGAACUAUGUGGCAACAAGUUGUACACCAUAUUCUUGGGAUUCAAACUCAACAUACAUCAAUGAACCUCCGUAUUUCAAGAACAUGGGCUUAAAUCCACCUGGCCCUCGUGAAGUGAAAGAUGCUUAUUGCUUACUGAAAUUUGGAGACAACAUAACCACAGACCACAUUUCACCAGCAGGGACCAUCCACAAAGACAGUCCUGCUGCAGAGUUUCUAAAAGACAAGGUAUCUGAUUUCAACUCAUAUGGAAGCCGUCGAGGAAACCAUGAGGUGAUGACACGUGGUACAUUUUCCAAUACAAGUAUUGUUAACGAGCUCUUAAAUGGAGAAAUUGGCCCCAAGACAGUUCACAUUCCUACGGGGGAGAAACUUUGUGUUUUUGAUGCCGCUACUAGAUACAAAACCGCUGGACAGGAUACGAUCAUACUAGCUGGUGCAGAGUAUGGAAGUGGUUACUGUCGGGAUUGGGCUGUAAAGGGUCCAAAGCUUCUGGGAGUGAAAGCUAUUAUUGCCAAAAGCUUCGAUAGAGUCCACCGCAGCAACUUGGCUAGUAUUGGGAUUGUUCCUCUGUGUUUUAAGCCUGGUGAGGAUGCAGAAACCCUUGGAUUAACUGGUCAUGAACGCUACACAAUCCAUCUUCCUAGCAAGGUCAAUGAGAUAAAACCGAGUCAAGACAUAACGGUGACUACGGAUACUGGCAAAUCUUUUACAUGUACUUUGCGGUUAGAUUCCAAGGUCUCUAACGUGAGGUUGGUUUAUGGGAAUGAUUAG
Molecule: messenger RNA, 2733 nt
Organism: Eruca vesicaria subsp. sativa (arugula)
Lineage: Eukaryota; Viridiplantae; Streptophyta; Magnoliopsida; Brassicales; Brassicaceae
Source: the annotation of a GenBank genome assembly